CCAAAACAAAACAAAAUUCGCUAAUGUGACCGAUCAGGUGACAAUCUGAACGGCACAGUUUUCGUUCCGUGGUGCUUAAAACUGGAGCAGAAAAACUCCGAAAUGACUCCCAAUCCGAAGGAAAACAAGCUCAAACCGGGCCCUUCGGAGGAGUCCGGUGGCAGUGGAGACGACCAGCAGGCGACAGGGUCCGGAGAGGAAUACGAUGACGAGGAAAUCGAUGUUUCCCUGGAUGACUUCGACUCGGUCAAUUCGUACCUGGAUUCGCUCAAUUCGGCCCUGGAUGCGAUCGAGCAACGCAAUGACGAUCUCAAGGAGCAGCUGCUGAGCCUGCUGCAGUCCAAUCGAGAAAUCCGUCAAUCCAUGCAAGCGGAGAAUGCCAAGCGGACUGAAGGAGGCGGUAGCGGUAGCGGCCCAGAACCGGAAGCCGCCUCCGAAGAUGCCAUGGAACAUUGAGUUUACGUAACGAUUCAUUCCCUCAAGUUUGAAGAAAGUAUUUGUUAUAGGGUUAUAGGUCAUAGGUUGUUGUAAAUAAAUGUAUUUGUGUUGAUGGUUUAAAA
This is a messenger RNA of Aedes albopictus (Asian tiger mosquito), 560 nucleotides long. Its product is annotated as UPF0184 protein AAEL002161. The record is from RefSeq and is a predicted model, not a curated record. The coding region runs from base 103 to 456 and encodes 117 amino acids. Lineage: Eukaryota; Metazoa; Arthropoda; Insecta; Diptera; Culicidae. The transcript is spliced from 2 exons.